AUGACAAAUUUUAUAUUAAUAGUAGUUUUGUUUGUGACCUCCAUUAUUUUCUUUCUGGAUGCUUGGAUAAAUGGCUCCAUUGUGUUGCUGCGCUGUAUUACUUGGAUCAGGGACAGGAAAAUUUCUUUGUCUGACUUUAUCAUCCUGAAUCUGGCUCUCUUCAGGGCCAUCCUGCAUGGGAUACCAUUGUUGGUUUCAGCUGUGACCAUAUUUUAUCCCCAAUUUCGUCACUUGGAUAUAUUUUUGCAUAUUGUUGAUAUUUUCUGGAUGUUUACCAAUAACGUAAACAUCUGUCUGACCAGCUGCCUCAGUGUCCUCUACUGCCUGAAGAUUGCCAAUUUCUCCAACCAGGCCUUCCUCUGGCUCAAGAGGAGAAUAUCUUGUGUGGUUGUCUGGAUUCUUGUGGGAUCUCUGCUCUAUUCCUGCUUCAGCACACUGUCAGGGGUCUUGAAAUUCCAUUUUUAUUCUGACAAGAGUCAAAUGAUAUUCUCAAGAAACCACACUGAAGAAAUCAAAAGAAUAAAAAUGCACUAUUUUCUCUUGCAUUUUCUUGGUACUCUCUGGUCACUCAUUCCACUCUCCUUGUCCCUGGUCUCCUCUGUCCUGCUCAUUCUCUCCCUGGUGAGACAUACCAGGCAGAUGAAGCAUUAUUCCACUGGCACCAGGGACCUCAGCACCAUGGCCCAUGUGAGAGCCACCAAAGUCAUCCUCUUCUCUUUCAUGCUCUUCAUUGGAUACCUCCUCGCCUCUUUUCUUGCUAAUUCUAUUUUUUUCUUUCUACAUUUUGUGCCGGCAAUGAUCAUUUUGUCAACAAUUUUCACAGUUUUUUCCUCUAUUCAAACCUUUGCUCUAAUCCUGGAAAAUCAGAAGCUAAAGCAAGCAUUCCUCAGGAUGUUCCAGGUCAAAAGGGGGAGGCCAAAAUGUAGGCCUUUGGAACUUUCAACCAAGACUUGA
Monodelphis domestica (gray short-tailed opossum) is the source of this 954-nucleotide messenger RNA. RefSeq names its product bitter taste receptor. Gene Ontology annotation, molecular function: G protein-coupled receptor activity; bitter taste receptor activity. The record is from RefSeq and is a predicted model, not a curated record. Gene Ontology annotation, cellular component: membrane. Gene Ontology annotation, biological process: sensory perception of taste; G protein-coupled receptor signaling pathway; detection of chemical stimulus involved in sensory perception of bitter taste. NCBI's taxonomy places the organism in Eukaryota, Metazoa, Chordata, Mammalia, Didelphimorphia, Didelphidae.